AUGAGUAAUCUGGUCAGCCAGAACUCCACUACGUGCGCCACAGGCGCCGAGCUAGCUCAAAAAGUGGCUGCGGUGUCACCGGACUGGAAAUGGGCCCCGCUGGAUGAAAGCACGUUGGCAAUCUUGGUCCCCAGCGACCAGGACCCGCGUAUGGUGUCGAAGGAGUAUUUCGUCUCUAUGCUCGAGUACUGCGAGGAUCUGCAAAUGGAGCAGGUCAUCGCGCUCUUCGAUCGUAAAGACGUCGACUUGUCGAACACCUUCGCGAAAACUCUCCGUUACAUCGGAUUCCGUGCUCUCUCCCCGACAACAUUCCCACCCCGAUUGACGCCUCGGCUCACUUUGCCAUGGUCUACGAGAUCUAAAUAUCCCCCUAUUAUUCUUCUUCUCUUC
Molecule: messenger RNA, 390 nt
Organism: Mesorhabditis spiculigera
Lineage: Eukaryota; Metazoa; Nematoda; Chromadorea; Rhabditida; Rhabditidae
Source: the annotation of a GenBank genome assembly